AUGCGUGCACGGACCAUCGCAGCUGCAUCAGGUGCUACGAUGACUUCUCUCACAAUGACGCCCUUUGAUGUGAUCAAAACUCGGUUACAGACACAGUCAUCAGGCGCACCUCGACCCCCGUCUCUGCUCUUUCCCUAUCCUCCCCGUCCAUGUGCUUCUUGUGCACCCGCGCCGACACCCGUCUCCUGUGCCCUGGCACCACACGCUGCACGGCCGCUAUCCUCCUUCUCCGUAUCACUUGCAAGCGUGGGAAAUACAGGGAGACACACGACCGCUUCUUGUACCUGGGAUGUCGGCUGGGUCGGCGAGGAACGUGUAGGAGGUGCUGUAGGUAAGAGGGUAGCGGGAUUCUGGGAUGGUGUGGGGAGGAUCGCACAAACCGAAGGGGUGGGCGCUCUAUGGAAGGGUGUCGGGACAACAUUAAUUAUGUCCGUUCCCGCCCAAACGCUAUACAUGUUGACAUACAGCAACCUCCUCCUCACCCUUCCCCCAUCACCGACAUUCACCCCGCUCGCCGCAGGCAUGCUCUCCCGCACCCUCAUCACCACCCUCUUCUCUCCACUCGAACUCGUCCGUACACGUCUGCAAGCCACGCCUCCCCCCGGCGCGAAGCGAGUGACUCUUGCGCAUACCCUCGCCCAUCUAAGGGAGAGCGUACAAGUGAGCGGAAUGAGUACCCUCUGGCGCGGUCUCGCCCCCUCCCUGUGGCGAGACGUACCUUUCUCAGGAGUAUACUGGCUCCUGCAGCACAACAUCACCCUUUCCCUCGCACCCCAACUACCGAAUUACCUGCUCGGUGCACCCCUCGCCUUCGUCUCCGGAUUCGGUGCUGGCUCUCUUGCCUCCCUCCUCACCAACCCGUUCGACGUACUCAAAACUCGUCGCCAGACAGCAGCCCUUCCAGUGGAGAUGGGAACCAUACGCGCCAUCACAAGUAUCGCAAGACGAGAAGGCGCUCGUGCGCUCUGGGUCGGCGUGGGGCCUAGGACGGCGAAGAUUGCCCCGGCUUGUGGAAUAAUGAUUGCUUGUUAUGAGGGCGUAGCGAGGCUCGUACCUUGA
Messenger RNA from Dacryopinax primogenitus, 1059 nucleotides. Its product is annotated as mitochondrial carrier. Bases 1 to 1059 code for a protein of 352 amino acids. The record is from RefSeq and is a predicted model, not a curated record. Lineage: Eukaryota; Fungi; Basidiomycota; Dacrymycetes; Dacrymycetales; Dacrymycetaceae. Gene Ontology annotation, biological process: mitochondrial transmembrane transport. The transcript has 3 exons.